Molecule: messenger RNA, 1087 nt
Organism: Syzygium oleosum
Lineage: Eukaryota; Viridiplantae; Streptophyta; Magnoliopsida; Myrtales; Myrtaceae
Exons: 3
Coding region: 227-577 (116 amino acids)
Source: RefSeq, a predicted model, not a curated record
AUUACUUCGGUUCUUUUUUUUUUUUCUUUCGGAAGCCAAAUACAAAAGAUUGGGAAGCAAAGUUAUGGAACUCCAAACUGUUCUCUCAACCAGUUUCUCCGAAAACGCAAACCGUUUUGGCCGUCCCGAGCUGAAACGACGCAGGCAAAACGAGAACAGCACAAACACGCCACGCGACGCGCGGUCAGCUUCCAGGUAGAAUAGAGAGAGAGAGAGAGAGAGAGAAAUGGCGGCUUCGUUCAAGUGGGUGCUCCAACUUCACAGGGACGUCCCCAGAGCUGCUCGCUUCUAUUCGCAGGGCCUCGAUCUCGCCGUCAACGUCUGCACCCUCCGGUGGGCCGAGCUCGAGUCCGGCCCUCUCAAGCUCGCCCUGAUGCAGGCGUCGAGCGAUCACGUCGUGGAGAAGGGAUAUUCUUCACUCCUGUCCUUCACGGUCACUGACAUCAACAACACAGUGACAAAGCUAAUGGCAUUAGGAGCUGAGCUUGAUGGUCCCAUCAAAUAUGAGAUCCAUGGGAAGAUUGCUGCCAUGCGGUGUUUAGAUGGUCACAUGGUAGGCCUUCAUGAACCUGCAUAAGAGUUCCAGAGUUGAAUAUUUCUGAUUGAUUAACCGUUCAACAGGACUUCACAGCUGUUCUACUAGCACCUUCAUUUUCUCUGAAGAUAUCAGAUGCCGAAAUCUUGUUCUUUUUCUUUUUCAGUCCCACGAUGCUCACUUUCUGUUCAUUGAUAUUUAAAACUCUGCUGCCCAAAGUCAUUGAGUGAACAUGCCUGGAGUAGUUGCAACACACGGAAGUGAGCAUGAUAGCGAGCAAGUGGGGUUUAUACUGAGCUUUAGUUAACUUUUCAGCUAGAUGAAGGUAAUAUUGCAAAGUCAUUUUUCUAGAGAGAGAAUGAACCACUUUUAUUUUUAUCUGCAAAUGAUGAUUUUUGAUGCACCAUAUCUCACUUGAUGAUUCUGCCUUGGGGGUUGAGAGAAAUUUUUAUUGUUCAGUUCUUCAGCUUGCAAGAUUCUACAUUUGGGCUACAUACUUGCAUAAAAGCUUGCUCCUUGCUUGCUUACAGUGAAUAUAAUUGUGUUUUGAUC